AUGAAUUUUUCUCUCACAUACAUAUUAGUUGCUGUAGUCAUAGCUUAUAUAGCACAUUCUUCUUGGGUGUUAUAUCAAUUAUUUAAUCCUAAACCCUGUACAAAACAGCCAUGUUUGAAGGCUUAUAUUUCUCGAAAGCCGAAAUUGGAGAUGCAUAUUUAUACAUCCACUAAGAAGACACAGAUAUCAGAAAAAGAUCUCUCUCUUGUUUGGAAGAAUUCAAAUUUUGAUCUUCAUAAUACAGAAGCAAGGGAAUUUAAUGUUUCAAUACCAUGGAAAACAAGAAAAAAUGGUACCUUAUUUGCUCAUGUGUUUGUUCUUCCAAAGAAAUCUGAUCCAUUCGUUAGCGAAUUGGUUUCUCAUAGUUAUACAUCAUUAACUACCUAUGCAAUACCAAAAGCCCUAGCCAUAAAUCUAUUAGGGAACUCUGGAAGAAAUAAAAGUGGGUAUAUUGGUCCAAAUAAACCUGUCACACAUUGGAGACAAAAAUUAACUAUAAGUGUUAUGGAAGAUGAUAUAGCUUUUGAUAGAAUGGGUAUACCAGCUGAAGUAUUUAGAUAUAUGAAAAUAAGUCGUACAGGGGAAUAUUUACCAGUAUUAUAUAUUGAUGAAUUAGCUUUUAGAACUAAAGAUUUGUUGGUAAUCAACAAUAGUCAUACUUUACCAUUAACUGUUACCUAUACACCUAUAUCAGUCGGAAAACUAAGAAUGUGGCACAAUGUUCAAGAAUCAUUUAAAAUGUUAAAAGGGUUAGGUUUUACAGAGAAGGAUACUGAUGAAAUAAAAGGCAUAUUUUCAGACACUAAUUUUUAUUUUUUAUUGUUAACUUUUUCUGUAGCAGCAUUUCAUUUGCUAUUCGAUUUUCUGGCUUUUAAGAAUGAAAUUCAUUAUUGGAAAGAUAGAAAAGAUAUGGUUGGAUUGUCAUCAAGAGCUGUUAUAUGGCGUUGUGUAUCUACUAUUAUUAUCUUCUUUUACUUGUUUGAUGAAAAUACCAGCUUACUGGUAGUUAUUCCAGCUGGUAUUGGUACUCUGAUAGAGAUAUGGAAAGUUAAAAAAGCUUUCAAGAUAACGAUGCAGUGGACAGGAAUGACACCAAGUUUUCAGCUUGGUGAUAAAGAUGAAAGAGAAAAACAAACAGAAGAAUUUGAUUCUCAAGCAAUGAAAUACUUAUCCUAUAUCCUGUAUCCAUUAUGUAUAAUUGGUGCUGGUUAUUCACUAUUAUAUGUUCAACAUAGAAGUUGGUACUCGUGGAUAUUAAAAAGUCUAGUCAACGGAGUUUAUGCCUUUGGGUUUUUAUUUAUGUUACCACAAUUAUUUGUCAACUAUAAGUUAAAAUCUGUUGCACAUUUACCUUGGAGAGCUUUUAUGUAUAAGGCAUUCAAUACAUUUAUAGAUGACGUAUUUGCAUUCAUCAUUACCAUGCCAACAGCACAUAGAUUAGCUUGUUUUAGAGAUGAUUUAGUCUUUUUAAUUUAUUUAUAUCAAAGAUGGUUAUAUCCAGUAGAUAAAACACGGGUAAAUGAAUAUGGUAUGUCUUAUGAAAAUGAACAAGAUCAAAAGGAAACGAAAAAGUCAAAGUGA
This is a messenger RNA of Lottia gigantea (owl limpet), 1581 nucleotides long. RefSeq lists its product as hypothetical. The transcript is spliced from 15 exons. The record is from RefSeq and is a predicted model, not a curated record. Lineage: Eukaryota; Metazoa; Mollusca; Gastropoda; Lottiidae. The coding region runs from base 1 to 1581 and encodes 526 amino acids. Gene Ontology annotation, cellular component: membrane; endomembrane system.